AUGCCAUUGCAGCACCAAAGAAGAAAAACAAGACAAAAUUCAAAUGUAUUCAAUAUGCUUACAAAGAACCAGCUUACUGAACUCAAAGAAGCAUUCAUACUUCUGGACAGAGACUGCGACUCGAAGCUUAGCGUUCAGGAUCUGACAGUGUUCCUAGAAAGCAUAGGAAGCCCCUAUUCAGAAGAUCAAAUAAAGGAAAUGAUCGCAGAACUGGAGCCCAAUCCUACGUACAUUGUCCUACUGACAGUCAUCGGCGAAAGGCUCUCUGAGAUUGAUAGUGAAAGGGAAAUUAUUGAAGCAUUCAGAAUCUUUGAUGAAGACAACGAUGGACUGAUUGACAGCAAUUUUCUAAAAAGAUGGAUGACCGAGGAAGGCAAUCCAAUUUCAAAGGAACAGUAUGAAUACCUUGUGAGAGGAUGUGUUGAAGAUGGAAUGGUUAACUACAGGAAGCUGUCAAGUAAAAUGAAGCACGGAGAAAUAAUCGCAGAGUGA
Messenger RNA from Vittaforma corneae ATCC 50505, 492 nucleotides. RefSeq lists its product as uncharacterized. The record is from RefSeq and is a predicted model, not a curated record. Gene Ontology annotation, molecular function: calcium ion binding; myosin heavy chain binding. Gene Ontology annotation, cellular component: cytoplasm; myosin II complex. NCBI's taxonomy places the organism in Eukaryota, Fungi, Microsporidia, Nosematidae. Bases 1 to 492 code for a protein of 163 amino acids. The transcript has a single exon.